Oryzias latipes (Japanese medaka) is the source of this 1627-nucleotide messenger RNA. The record is from RefSeq and is a predicted model, not a curated record. NCBI's taxonomy places the organism in Eukaryota, Metazoa, Chordata, Actinopteri, Beloniformes, Adrianichthyidae.
UCCAGACUGUGGGUUGUUGUUGACUUCAGCCUCUGACAGAAAACACUGAGAGAAGAAGAGACAGAGAAGAGCAGAGGAGAGAACAAUGUUUGACUUCACAUCACUUCACUUCCCUCUGUUUCUGACAUGGAUGCUCACAUUUACAGACGCUCAAACAUUUGAACAGAAGACUGUCAGAGUUGGAGAAGAAGUCACUUUGAAAUGUGAAAAUGCAAAUGAUUUCAGUGAUGGAUGUUCCAGAAUCACCUGGCUGUACAGUAAUUCAGGACAAACAUUUACCCUGUUUGAACUCGGGAAGAUUCACAAAGAUGUUGGAUCUAAAUCAGACAGACUGAGUCUUACAGAGAAAUGUUCUCUGGUGAUAAAGAAGAUCACAGAUGAAGAUGCUGGAAGAUACACCUGCAGACAGUUAAGCACAUCAGGAAAACAGGAAACAGAUUUUCAGGUUGGACUGAACGUUAAGAAAAAUGAUGUCAGAUCAACUAGAAAAACACUUAAACCAACAUCCAAACCAUCUUCUGCAUCAACAUCUGCAGCUGAAUCCACAACAACCACAGAAUCAGUUCUGUCUACAUCCAAACUAUCAGCUGCAACAGAUCAUCUCUCUAAAAAAGGUGUUUGGUGGAGGAUCAUCUAUGUUCCUGUGGGUUUAGCAGCACUCUCAGUCAUCACUGCAUCAGUCUGCAUAUGGACCAGAACACAAGGAGCAGAAUGAUGAAUUGAAGACCUGCCUGCUUCUCCUUGACUCCAUUGAUGAACACAUUUUUAAUUUUAUCUUCAUCUUUUAUCAUCAAAUAAUGGAACACCAGCUUUAGAUCAUGACAGAAAUAAUUUCCGAGGUGAAAAUGUUUAAAAGUCUUUUUUCAGACUUUAUUCAAAAUGAGUGGGAAAAUUUUUGUAUCUCAUUGUUUUAAAUAUUUACUAAAGCCUAAGGUUUUUUUUAACUCCACAUGAAAUAAGUCUUUAGUCGUAAAUCUGGGACUCACCUAAAAACAAGAUAAAUUAUCAUCUCAAUCUGUAGAAAGUUACAAUAGUUUAAACAAAUAGUAAAGAAUGUGGAUUCUUUUUCUAAGUCUUCAAUCCGUAUGACUUCAUUUCCCACUUUAGUGCUUCUUAAUACUUUAAAGAAUCAUCUUUUCUGCAUCUUUUGUUAACUUUUUCUAUGCUGUUUAUAUUAACCUGAAGCUUUCCACUGAUUUUUUUGUUAUUUCAAAUAGAAGUAAGAAUUGGUUUCUCAAAAUUAAUGUUAGCAUAUUUUAUACACCUCCAGAAAAACAAUCUUGCUCUAUUUAUUCAAUUUUAUUUUCGAAAUUGUAGGAAAGCCUUAAUAAGAGUUGUUCUGUCUCCCCCAAUUUUGCAUGUUUUUUAUUUUAUUUUUACUAUGGGUUUAAUUGUUAUUUUUUUCUUGUUUUGGGCAAUAAGAUUUAACAAUUCACCGUACAGAUAUAAAUUAUGCAUCUUACGCUGCCAUCUAGUGGCCACAUGCGGUAUGGAAAGGUGGGAAGCUUGUUUUGGAGAGGACAAGCACGUUCUGCAUGUGGCGGGGUGAUGCGCAUGCGUUGAAAGUAAAGAUGUUUAGCUGUCUUUAAGAUCAGGUACAAUAUUUAAUUAUUUCAGUAUCUCAGAG